GCCCCUCCCUCGCGCCGGGCGGUGCCGCUCGUCCCGCCCCCGCCGCGCUCCCAUUGGUUGGCGCUGCCCCGCCAGUCACGGUUCUCGCGCGCCCAUUGGCUGUCGCCGGCGCGAGCGUUGCGUCAGGCCGCCCUUAAAGCGGCGCGGCGCGGGGGCCAGGGCGCAGCGCGGGACGAUGCGGACGAGGAUGAGCCGGGGGCAGCGAGCGGAGCGGGGUCGGGGGGAGCCGGGACCACCCAGAAAGGCAUCCAGGAGAAAGUGCGUCCUCGCCGACCACCACACCUGAGAGCAGGUAAGGGCACAGCCCCCGCCCUACGCACACCGCCGUUGGGUCCCGGGGCCGGCCCGGGCGCCGCGGCUCCCGCCGGGUCACCCCUCACUCCCUCCCGUCCCUCCGCAGCCGCGCCGGGCCCAAGGUGACAAUGGCGGCCGAGGGGCUGUGGGGGCCGGGCGGCCCCCCCGGCUGGGAGCUGGAGGGGUGGUACCAGGACCUGCAGGAGGUGCUGGCGGCGGAGCCCCCCGGGACCGCCCCCACCUGGGGGCCCGAGCAGGCGGAGCCGGGCCCGGGGGGCUGCGGGCUGGACCUGGCUCUGGCCGAGGAGCUGCUGGAGCUGCUGGGGCCGGAGGCAGCGGCUCCGGCGGAACCCGCGGCCCCCGGCGGGAGCGGCGCGGCCCGGCCGGGCCCCGCCGAGGAGGCGGAAGAGGAGGAUGAGGAGGAGGAGGAGAAGGCGCGGGGGGCGCGGAGGAAGCGGCGCGGCGGCCCCGCGGCCCCGCGGCAGCGGGACGGGGAGCGGCGGGUGCGGGAGCUGACGGCGCACAACGAGCGGCUCCGCGCCGAGAUCCAGCGGCUCAGCGCCGAGGUGCAGCGCACCCGCGCCGCGCUCAUCGACCGCAUCGUCAACCUGCGCCGGGCGUAGGGACACCGACCUGCCCCGCGCUACGAGGACUCUGCUGCCCCACGGACUGCGGGGGCAGCCCCAUGGACAGAUGGACGCUGCGGACAGACAAGUGGAUGCAGCUUCUCCACGCCACUGUACAGCUCUUGCCGUUUAUUACACGCGUGUAACCACA
Lonchura striata (white-rumped munia) is the source of this 1071-nucleotide messenger RNA. NCBI's taxonomy places the organism in Eukaryota, Metazoa, Chordata, Aves, Passeriformes, Estrildidae. The record is from RefSeq and is a predicted model, not a curated record.